UUUUAAAGCCCUCAUUCCUCUCAACCACCGUUCCAUUUCUUCUUCUCACGAAUCCUCGAAACAAGCAAUCUUCCUUGGCUUCCUAAAGGCCCGUUGUUGUGGGUUAUCCUAACAAAUCUGCAAAGAGUCAGGGGGAAAAUAAACACCUUUUAAUGGCAUCUAGAGUUUCUCUAAAGACUAAAGGCAAAGGGGGGAAGGGAUUUAAGGGCUCGGAUGAGAAAUCAGCUGCGCAGUGCUUGAAAGACUGGAGCACAUGGACUAUGAAGAAAGCCAAAGUGGUAACACACUAUGGCUUCAUUCCGCUGGUGAUCAUCAUCGGCAUGAACUCUGAACCCAAACUCCAGCUUUAUCAAUUGCUAAGCCCUGUCUGAUUAACUUGUUUAACUAUGUAAUUGGUUGUUGCCUAUCUGUCGAAUCUACAUGGUAUUAUGUUAGGGGCUUGUCUUUUACAUGAUGUUGGCUGUUUUAACCUAUAUGCCUAUGAAUAAUCACGAGCGGUGGUGCAUUUUAUG
Messenger RNA from Hibiscus syriacus, 512 nucleotides. RefSeq names its product mitochondrial import receptor subunit TOM7-1-like. Bases 153 to 371 code for a protein of 72 amino acids. Gene Ontology annotation, biological process: protein import into mitochondrial matrix. Lineage: Eukaryota; Viridiplantae; Streptophyta; Magnoliopsida; Malvales; Malvaceae. Gene Ontology annotation, cellular component: mitochondrial outer membrane translocase complex. The record is from RefSeq and is a predicted model, not a curated record. The transcript has 2 exons.